UGCUAUAAAAAAACGAUUCACUUUUGAACACGUGAAACUAGCUUCUUUUCUUUGAAUUUUGUUUUUCGUCUAUCAAGUUUAUUUAACGUGCAACAAUGUUAACAAAAAAACCAAAGUUCUUGUCGUUGAAAGAAAAAGGUGACAUUAUCGCGAAACUUGAAAGAGGUGUAGCCCCAUCCAUUUUAUCCCGGGAAUAUUCUGUCGCAAAAUCUACAAUUUCGGCCAUAAAAAAAACAAGGAUAAGCUCCUUAAAGUGGUGGCCACUAGCCAAAUCAGCUCCUUAAAAAGAAAAACUUUAAAACAGGGUGAGUACCCUCGCAUGGAACGGAUGCUUUAUAAAUGGUUCUUGAAGCAACGUCAAAAGAAUCUACCAGUUGGUGGUGAGAUGCUAAAAGAAAAGGCAAAAUUGUUGCACGAAAAACUAGAAGAGGAAGGAGGCUUCAAUGCUAGUUCUGGUUGGCUAGAUGGAUUCAAAUCACGUUUUGGUGUUCGGCUUCUUAAAAUCUGUGGAGAGAAACUUUCAUCCGAUCACAGCGCAGUUGCACCAUUCAAAAAUAAUUUUGCGAAGACUAUCCAUGAGCUUCAGCUAUCUCAGAACCAAAUUUAUAACGCUGAUGAGUCGGGUUUGUUUUGGAAGUUGUUGCCUGAAAAAACGUAUGUGGCUAGAGAAGAAAAAACCGCUCCAGGUAGAAAAGUUGAAAAAGCCAGAAUUACAUUCUUAGCAUGCACUAACGCUACUGGUCUUCACAAAAUUAAGCCGAUGAUCAUUGGAAAAUCCAAAAAACCUCGUUGCUUCAAAAAUUUUGACAUUCCUGUUGAUUACCGUAGCUCCAAGAAUGCAUGGAUGACUACCGAUAUUUUCAAAGAUUGGUUUCAUAACUUAUUUGUCCCUUAGGUGCAAGAUUUCUUACGACAAGAAGGCUUGCCGAUAAAAGCUGUUUUACUACUCGACAACGCACCAUGUCAUCCUUCGGAGGCCGUAUUAAAAACAGAUGAUGGCUCUAUAUUCACAAUGUACAUGCCACCAAACGUGACACCGUUGAUUCAGCCAAUGGAUCAAAAUGCAAUUCGUGUUACAAAGCUGUAUUAUAGAAAAAGUCUCUUACGAUUAGCUGUUGGAAAAAAAGAUGUUUUGAAUUUCUUGAAGUCGUUAACUAUAAAGGACGCAGUUUCUUUAUUCGCAAUAGCAUGGAGUCAGUUAAAACCAGAUGUUAUAGAAAAAUGUUGGCGCAAUAUUUUACCACAGAUUUGUAUGUAUGACAUAGAAACACAAAGUUCAGAUGAAGAGGAAGAUACCCCUCUUAAUUUACUAAGAGACAAGUUUAGGCAGCAGCAAUUGGAAGAAAUAAAUGAAUUGCAAAACUUACUACAAAUUAUUAUCCCAGAGGUUUGUCUCAUAUGAUUUAGAAAUUAAAUCAUAGAUAUUAAUUGAUUAUGUAAUUUAGGCAACGCCGACUGUUACGGAUAUCAACACAUGGAACGCAAUUGAUGAUACAGUAGAGCCAAAUGAAAGUGAAUUAGAGCUAAUAACAUCUGAUGAAGAUGAAAUUGACGAACCUGAGAAUCAAACCAAAAUAACUGCGUCAGAAGCAAUUCAGAUUUUUGAUAAGGGGAUAGAGUGGGCUGAAGAAAAUACAUCUGACUAUUCAGAUAUCCUUGUUUUAAAAAAAAUGCGUGAAAAAGCUGUGCUGAAGGUGCUGGCAAAUAAAAAAAAACAGACAUGUAUUAAAGAUUAUUUUAAAUAAAAAAAAAUAAAAUAAAACUUCAAUUAAAGUAUACGGAAACUGUUGUCAAAGUUUGUUUUUCUUGACGGGUAAAAUAUUGGAUAGUGUGAACAACCUGGU
This is a messenger RNA of Eupeodes corollae, 1844 nucleotides long. RefSeq names its product jerky protein homolog-like. The record is from RefSeq and is a predicted model, not a curated record. Gene Ontology annotation, cellular component: nucleus. Lineage: Eukaryota; Metazoa; Arthropoda; Insecta; Diptera; Syrphidae. Gene Ontology annotation, molecular function: DNA binding. The transcript is spliced from 2 exons.